Fusarium redolens is the source of this 504-nucleotide messenger RNA. RefSeq lists its product as uncharacterized. The coding region runs from base 163 to 474 and encodes 103 amino acids. The transcript is spliced from 2 exons. NCBI's taxonomy places the organism in Eukaryota, Fungi, Ascomycota, Sordariomycetes, Hypocreales, Nectriaceae. The record is from RefSeq and is a predicted model, not a curated record.
UUCUAGAGAAGCGGAAGAUCCUCGGCAGUAAGACCAAAGCAAACCCCUCAUGCGGGGAACACGUCCACGUCAUACUCCAGCAGGUUGGCCACGCGUGUUUUCCUGCUAACUCGGUGUGAGCAACGGAAACGACACGACCUUGUGGAUGAGGAAAAACUUGCCAUGCCAGUCUUCGGCAAAAGAGAACCGGCAGACAAGAGGGGUUUGUACGAGAGAAUCCGUGGGCCUUCAAAGGAGGAGGUCGAGACUGCUGUGAGAGAGAACUUUGGCCUCAAAGAAGGACGAUAUGUUGAAGCCCGACACUCUGAUCAACAGGAGUCGAUCCAAACGCCAUGCGUGGUCUUUCUGAUCAUUGGAAAAUUUGAUGUGGGCGGAGAGACAUGCGAUGAGGUCUACAAAGGCUAUACCAUUACUGACGAGAGUGCCAUCAAGCUCUGGGCCCAUUCUGCCGUCGUUGUCAUGCCGCUUACUUAGACGACGGGAUUCGUCAUGACCGGGCCCAUC